AUGGACGUAUACCAGAGGCUUGUAUCAGGACAAGGGGAGACGAACACAGCGAUCCACACGGUGGAUAUGCACACUGCCGGCGAACCAACGCGCAUUGUUGUUUCAGGAUAUCCUACGCUCCAUGGGCAUACACUGUUACAAAAGAGGGCUUAUUCGAAACAACAUCUGGAUCAUCUACGAACUCAAUUGAUGUGGGAGCCGAGAGGCCACGCAGACAUGUAUGGGGCGCUGUUGGUGCAAGCGACGGAGCUCACAGAGAGAGGACAAGCUGACAUCGGGGUACUCUUCAUGCACAAUGAAGGGUACUCAACGAUGUGCGGACAUGCGACGAUUGCCCUGGGUCGGUUCCUGGUUGACACGCAGGACAAGUCGAUCUUUCCUCUGCGCGAGCAGUUGAAGUACGAUGCGGAGAGGCGUGAAACGGAGCUACGACUGCACGCACCCUGCGGUGUCGUGCACGUCACUGUGCCGACCCUUGUCGAGGACGGCAAGGUGCGCUCGGACGAGAGUCGAGCGGUGACCUUCGUCAGCGUGCCCAGCUUUGCGUCCGCGCGAGACGUGGUCGUCGACAUACCGGAGGCAGAGCGCUGGGCAGCCCUGCGCGCCAAGGGUCGGACACAAGUGCGCGUGGACGUCGCGUACGGCGGGGCAUUCUAUGCGAUCGUGGACGCCAAGGAGCUCGGAUUCGACGGCAUUGUCGGCCACGGACACUCGCUGCGGGAGCUAGACGAGGCGACAGCGACGGUGAAGAGGCUGGUGGCGGGCCGGAGGGGGCUGACCAGGCACCCCAGCGAGCCGGAGCUGGAGUACUUGUACGGCGUCAUCGUGACUGACGACGAAGGCGCGCAAGGCGGCGUCGGUCUGUGCUUCUUUGCAGACCAGGAGGUAGACCGCUCGCCGACGGGGUCCGGGGUCAGUGCGCGCGUCGCACUGGCGGUGGCGGCGGGGCGGACGGCGCUCGGGGAGACGGCCGUGUUCCACUCGCCAGUCAGUGUCGGCGGGGACGGCUUCACGGGGACGGCCGUCGCGGGCGGGGCGUCGGGCGGGGCGGGGCGCGUGGCAGUCGGGGGGCGGGCGUGGUACACGGGGGCGCAUGUGUUUGUGUGCGAGGGAGGAGACCGGCGGGUGGCGGGGUUCCUGCUUCGCGACUGCCUAUGA
Rhodofomes roseus is the source of this 1158-nucleotide messenger RNA. RefSeq names its product Diaminopimelate epimerase-like protein. Lineage: Eukaryota; Fungi; Basidiomycota; Agaricomycetes; Polyporales; Fomitopsidaceae. Bases 1 to 1158 code for a protein of 385 amino acids. Gene Ontology annotation, molecular function: hydro-lyase activity. The transcript is spliced from 4 exons. The record is from RefSeq and is a predicted model, not a curated record.